CCCCGGCGACCCCGUCGACCAUCACCAAUUCUUCAAUCUUCCAAUCGAAACCCUAGAAGGCAUUUCUCAUCCAAUUUCUCUGUGCGAAAAUGUCAGGCCGUGGAAAGGGAGGCAAGGGCUUGGGCAAGGGAGGAGCCAAGCGUCACAGGAAGGUCCUCCGCGACAACAUCCAGGGCAUCACCAAGCCCGCCAUCCGCCGUCUGGCUCGCAGAGGCGGCGUGAAGCGUAUCUCCGGCCUCAUCUACGAGGAGACCAGAGGCGUCCUCAAGAUCUUCCUUGAAAACGUGAUUAGAGAUGCGGUGACCUACACGGAGCACGCCCGGAGAAAGACCGUUACGGCGAUGGACGUGGUUUACGCGCUGAAGAGGCAGGGAAGGACUUUGUACGGAUUUGGUGGAUAGGAGCUUCAUGAACUAGGGUUUAAGGUUCUUUUCUGAAAUCAGUGGAUUAUUUGAGCUUCUCCAUCAGUUCUAUUUACUACUGUGUAAUUUUCAAUUGCGCUGAAAUAUAUUGAUUAAUUGAAGAUGAAAUUAUGCAAUUGUUAUGGCA
This is a messenger RNA of Ipomoea triloba (trilobed morning glory), 549 nucleotides long. RefSeq names its product histone H4. Gene Ontology annotation, biological process: nucleosome assembly. The transcript has a single exon. Gene Ontology annotation, cellular component: nucleosome. Lineage: Eukaryota; Viridiplantae; Streptophyta; Magnoliopsida; Solanales; Convolvulaceae. Gene Ontology annotation, molecular function: structural constituent of chromatin; protein heterodimerization activity; DNA binding. The record is from RefSeq and is a predicted model, not a curated record. The coding region runs from base 90 to 401 and encodes 103 amino acids.